AUGUCUUCCGUCCCACCGGCACCACCAAGGCCGUUGAGCAUCGCUAUCCUCCUCAACUCGUAUAAGUCGAGAUUCCUGCCCGCGAUACAGGCAUCUUAUGUCAGGACGAUAUCCGCGGUCGCGCCGGACGCCGAGCUCAGUUUCUUCGAGCCCGCCAACAAGGGUGAGUUCCCAGACCCGGCAUCGUUCGAUCUGAUCGUCUUUGGGGGCGCCAACGUCGAUGCGAGGAGGUCCCACCCUUGGAUCUUGAAGCUGCAUGAUUUCCUGCGUGAACUGGUCCUGCGACAUCCUAAUAAGAAGGUGCUUGGUAUCUGCUGGGGUCACCAAACUAUUGCCCGGGUCUUCGGUGGUGAGAUCGCCGACAUGGAUGUACCAGAGAUGGGCGUGACCACGAUCGAGCUCACGGACGCGGGGAGGCAGUUCUUCCCCCACGCCACCAGCAGUGGCGUGCUGUCCAUUCAUCAACAUCACAGGCGCGAAGUCGCCUUGCCAGGGAAGGGCUUUCGGCAACUAGCUUUUGAGAAUCAGGUUCUCAUCAACGAGAAGAAUUCCAUCCUGACUCUGCAGGGGCAUCCUGAGAAGGAUGCACAGACAGCGAGACUGCGGAUGCAUGAUUCAAUGCGGUGGUACGGAUUUGAUGCAUUGGACGAAAAGUCCUGGGCCAAGCUUGAUGCUCAGAUAGAAUCAGAGCAUGAAGGUCAAAUCAUAUGGCAGCGAAUCCUGGAAUGGAUUGAUGAGCCCGUUCUUGGGUCUGGUAUGAGGAUGGGCCGGGAGUUAAAGAUGUGA
This is a messenger RNA of Neoarthrinium moseri, 786 nucleotides long. RefSeq lists its product as uncharacterized. The record is from RefSeq and is a predicted model, not a curated record. NCBI's taxonomy places the organism in Eukaryota, Fungi, Ascomycota, Sordariomycetes, Amphisphaeriales, Apiosporaceae. Bases 1 to 786 code for a protein of 261 amino acids. The transcript is spliced from 2 exons. Gene Ontology annotation, cellular component: cytosol; nucleus.